Molecule: messenger RNA, 1842 nt
Organism: Crotalus tigris (Tiger rattlesnake)
Lineage: Eukaryota; Metazoa; Chordata; Lepidosauria; Squamata; Viperidae
Gene: PSMC6
Product: proteasome 26S subunit, ATPase 6
Exons: 14
Coding region: 68-1237 (389 amino acids)
Biological process (GO): positive regulation of RNA polymerase II transcription preinitiation complex assembly
Cellular component (GO): cytosolic proteasome complex; proteasome regulatory particle, base subcomplex
Molecular function (GO): proteasome-activating activity; ATP hydrolysis activity; ATP binding
Source: RefSeq, a predicted model, not a curated record
UUGGGCCGUCAUUCCCGGCGUCCUUUGCGCAUUACCACCGGCAUAGCUCGGGUUUCGUCUCAUCAUCAUGGCGGAGCCGCGAGACAAGGCUCUGCAAGACUAUCGCAAGAAAUUGCUAGAGCACAAGGAGAUCGAUGGGCGCCUCAAGGAGCUAAGGGAACAACUAAAGGAACUUACCAAGCAGUAUGAAAAAUCAGAAAAUGACCUCAAAGCUCUACAAAGUGUUGGACAGAUUGUUGGUGAGGUUCUUAAACAAUUAACAGAAGAGAAAUUCAUUGUCAAAGCAACAAAUGGACCAAGAUAUGUAGUUGGCUGUCGUCGUCAGCUUGAUAAAAGCAAAUUGAAACCUGGGACGAGAGUUGCACUGGAUAUGACCACCUUAACAAUUAUGAGAUAUUUGCCAAGAGAAGUUGAUCCACUUGUUUACAACAUGUCUCAUGAAGAUCCUGGAGAUGUAUCUUAUUCUGAGAUUGGCGGAUUGUCAGAACAAAUCAGAGAACUAAGAGAGGUUAUAGAGUUACCCCUGACAAAUCCAGAAUUAUUCCAACGUGUGGGGAUUAUACCUCCCAAAGGCUGCUUGCUGUAUGGCCCACCAGGGACAGGAAAGACUCUCCUGGCCAGAGCUGUUGCCAGUCAGCUGGACUGCAAUUUCUUAAAGGUUGUAUCUAGUUCCAUUGUAGAUAAAUACAUUGGGGAAAGCGCUCGGCUGAUCAGAGAAAUGUUCAACUAUGCCAGGGACCAUCAGCCCUGUAUCAUCUUCAUGGAUGAAAUUGAUGCUAUUGGUGGUCGCCGUUUUUCUGAGGGAACUUCAGCUGACAGAGAGAUCCAGAGAACUUUAAUGGAGUUAUUGAAUCAGAUGGAUGGAUUUGAUACUUUACACAGAGUCAAAAUGAUAAUGGCUACAAACAGACCAGAUACUCUAGAUCCAGCAUUGUUGCGACCUGGAAGAUUGGAUAGGAAGAUUCAUAUUGAUUUGCCAAAUGAACAAGCUAGGUUAGACAUACUGAAAAUCCAUGCUGGACCUAUAACUAAACAUGGAGAAAUAGACUAUGAAGCAAUUGUGAAGCUUUCUGAUGGAUUUAAUGGUGCUGACCUAAGGAAUGUCUGUACUGAAGCAGGCAUGUUUGCUAUUCGUGCUGAUCAUGACUUUGUAGUUCAGGAAGACUUCAUGAAGGCAGUUAGGAAAGUUGCGGAUUCCAAGAAGCUGGAGUCUAAGUUGGAUUACAAACCAGUCUAAGUGCUACUACAUGGUUAAUGGCUGACAGUGACUGCCGCAUGGGAAAUGUGGGGGCUUCCUAGGUAAAAUGAGAAACAGACUAUCCCUUGAUUGAUUGUGUUAUUAUUUCAAAUCUAUGUAUUAAUGAUGGCAGUUAGCCAUUUGUUAAUAUUAGGUAGGAGUCUGCUGCAACAAGUUUUGUGGCCCUCUGAAAACAAGAUGGCUUUUUAACCCCACAUAUGUGCAGUAUAAAAUUUGCUUUCAGAUAGUGACUUUAUCAAAUGUACUAUACUGAUUUCAUCUGGCAAAUUUGAAGGUGGCAUGCUUGUUUUAUAUCAUUUUAUUUUCUCUUCUUUGAAACAGUAAAAUAUACCUUGUUUAAAUCAAGUUUGUUAAUUAGUUCCUUAGUAUCCUAUAAAUUAGAAGGAACAUCAUCUGAUGUUGGACCCUGAUAAGUUUUCAGUAUCUUGUCUAAGCAACCCAGCCUUUCAUAGAACAGUAUUUCUAAUUGAAAAGCUAAAAAGCAUUUAAAAAUUAGAAGAAGUUACACUUUUUCUCAGUUUAUUAUUGAUCUAUGACUAACUUAAAUCUUUCACAUAUUGGGAUGAAUAAAUUUUAAAGAUGUA